AUGUCACAUUUUAAUUUUAAAGAAAUAAAAGUCAUCGACGAUGGUGUAGAUGACAUGGAUAUCAUUAGAGAUAUAAUAAAGAUUGAAAAGCCAGAAGAUGCCUUUUAUAUAGCAGAUAUCGGUGAUGUUAUUAAACGACAUCACGAAUGGAUAACUAAAAUGCCUAAAGUUAUUCCACACUAUGCGAUCAAAUGCAAUUCAAACCCGACGGUAAUUAAAGUCCUGGCGGCUUUAAACGGUUGUUUCGAUUGUGCGUCUAAGCAAGAGAUAGCGCACGUAAUGCAGUACGGCGUGCAAGGCGAACGGAUCAUUUUUGCGCAUCCAACAAAAUUGCCGUCUCAUCUAAAAUAUUCAAGAAAAGUAGGUGUCCAACAAAUGACGAUCGAUAGUGAACUUGAGUUGGUAAAAAUUAAAGAUUAUUUCCCCGAAGCUAAAAUCGUGAUACGCAUACGCUGUGACGCAAAAAAUACGCUGAUAUCAUUAGGAACAAAAUUCGGUUGCGAUCCCCGAGAGGAAGCUAGGUGCUUGAUAAAAUAUACGAAGAAUCUCGGCUUGAAUUUACACGGCUUCAGUUUUCACGUCGGUACCCCGUGCUUAGAACUAGAUGCCUAUCGUAGAGGGAUUAAAAUAUGUAAAAAAUUAAUCGCUUACGCCAAAUCGAUCGGCUGCGAAGAUACACAGCUGAUCGAUAUCGGCGGUGGAUUCAUGAGCGUGUGCGGCGAAGAUCUCGAUGUGUUGGCCAAUAUUAUUAACAGCGCGAUCAAGGAUCUCGAUCCCACUAUAAGAGUCAUCAGUGAGCCUGGACGCUAUUACGUAGGUUCGAAUUUUACUUUAGCCUCUUACUUACAUUCGAAAAAGCUUACUGUUUCCGAAAAUGGCGAAUUGAUGAGAAUGUAUUACAUGAAUUGCGGCGUGUACAAUUCGUUUUUAGACGAAUUGUUGGGUCUGCAGGCCAGAAUCCCAGAAUUACCUUUCAAUCUGAUGAGCGAUGAAAAAUUCCUUUCGAAUUUAUGGGGACCGACCGCCGAUUCGCAUGAUCUCAUUUUUAAAAAUGUGUUAUUGCCGGAACUUUAUAUAGGUGACUGGUUAGUAUGGAGAGAGAUGGGUGCUUACACGUUAGCUCUUUCCAAUACAUUCAAUGGAUUCCCGAUCCCAGAUGUAAAACCAUUUAUUAGAAAGACUCAAUGGGAAAGUUUUUUGAAGGAAAUUAAUCAAAAGUAAAGUGCAUUUUAUUUUGAGAAACAACAUAUUAAAUAAUUUUAUGUAGUAAUAAUAUAGUACAAUAUACUACUAUUGUCAAAGAAAUUCGACAUCUAUUUUACGGUAAAGUUUACCGAAAAACGUUAUGAUUAUGAUUUCUGGUUGAAGCAGGAAAAAGAGAGAAUAAAAAAACAGAGCAGAGAACAAACGUGGAGGGAGAAACAGAAGAAAGAAAAAUAGGCAUAUUUACUGGAGGUUUCGCAAAGUUUUUUGUGCGUAGGCAGACGUAUGUACACUAUAUCGACUGUACAAUUUUAUCAGCAAUUGCGGUGACAUUUUUGUACGAGUCUGGAAUACGCGUUUAUUAUGAUAAUUUAUCAAUGUGUGUCUUUUUUAUCUUUAUCUUGUUAUGACGUCUGUAAGCACGCGCUAAAUAA
Molecule: messenger RNA, 1637 nt
Organism: Cataglyphis hispanica
Lineage: Eukaryota; Metazoa; Arthropoda; Insecta; Hymenoptera; Formicidae
Product: ornithine decarboxylase 2-like
Exons: 7
Coding region: 1-1221 (406 amino acids)
Cellular component (GO): cytoplasm
Molecular function (GO): ornithine decarboxylase activity
Source: RefSeq, a predicted model, not a curated record